Diorhabda sublineata is the source of this 1949-nucleotide messenger RNA. RefSeq names its product C-type lectin 37Db-like. Lineage: Eukaryota; Metazoa; Arthropoda; Insecta; Coleoptera; Chrysomelidae. Bases 107 to 679 code for a protein of 190 amino acids. Gene Ontology annotation, biological process: biological process involved in interspecies interaction between organisms. The record is from RefSeq and is a predicted model, not a curated record. Gene Ontology annotation, cellular component: external side of plasma membrane. Gene Ontology annotation, molecular function: carbohydrate binding. The transcript is spliced from 3 exons.
AGUUCACGAAUUAAUCACGGGCAAGUAUAUUAUGGAAAUUCCAACAUCACUGAAUCUUAUCAUUGCAAAUUGUUAGGAGUGUUCGAAAUAAACAAUUUGAAAUAAAAUGAUUACACGUUUUUUAAUUAAAAGAAAAAUGUUUUUAAGGACAAUAAUAGCUUUGAUAUUAUGUUAUGUUUGCAUAGUAGUUAUGGGAGAUAAUGCCACUGAAUAUUUAUCACCUGUUUUGAAUCGUCCAAAGAAGUUCCCGAAUCGAUUUAGUUUUGCAGGUAAAACCUAUUAUGUGGAUUCCGUAUUCAAGACAAAUUUCUUCAAAGCGGUACAAUUUUGUAGAUUACAAGGAAUGCAACUAUGGGCUAUUAAUAAUAACGAAGAAGAUGCCAGGAUGGUAAAAUUUCUUCAAGAAAAAGGUUUGGAUCAUCGACGUUAUUGGACGUCAGGUGCAAAUCUCGGUGAUCGCGAUCAGUGGGUAUGGUUGUCUACAGGUCUUGAUGUUAUAUAUGCCAAUUGGCCCCCUGGGCAACCUUCUUACUCUUAUAAUGGUAAGGAGGAGAAUUGUAUUGAGUACCGUGGUUGGGGAGGUACCCCGAAUGGGUUUGCAAUUAAUGACAUGGAUUGUAUGGCAGAGUUUUAUUUUAUUUGUGAAUCGAGUAACGAUUGCGCUAACUGCUGGAACUAAAUCAUACAGUUCUUUCAAUUAUAGUUGCAAAAGUUUAAAAGCGGCAUUGAUUUAGAAACAUAAACCAAGAACGAAAAAGUUUUUAUUAUUAGGUAGUCGGAUAAAUGAGCAUUUUGUAGGUCAAGUAGAUCAAGUAGAUCAAAUAUUAUGUUCUUACAUUAUCUAUUCAAUUUCAUCUUCGCUAUCAAAUCUUGUACUCGUUAACUCGACCUUUAGCUUUGCGAACAAAUAAAUAAUCAGACGGGGCCUGAUCAGGGCUAUAUGGUGGGAUUAAAUCUCUGUGAACUUACAUUCGUGUAAAGUAGCCUUGGAAAGCAAAGCAGUGUGGGCUGGAGCAUCGUCAUGUAGCAAGCGCACACCUCGGCUGAUUUUGUCGUGUGCAGUUCUCAAAAUAUCACUUGUUUGGUAUCACAUUUGCUUAUUUAGCACAGCCCUUUUUAUCGAUAGCACUCCAGGAAUCACUUUUUGAUAUCGAGUCAUAGUAAAAGACCAAAGCUACAAAUCGCUAACAACAUUCUAUUCGACGCUGUUUUUGUACUAUGCUGAGAAUUCGGAGCACACUCCUUGCACUAUUAAACACUAACGUAGUAUCCACAGAACACUUGUUUUAUAAAUGCUGGGAUGUACUGCAAUAUCCCGCUCGCGGAUCUAUCUUCAAAUGAUUUUCGUUUCUAGCGAAACAGCUUAGACCAAUUUUUGAAAAAGAAGUAUACACCGUAAACAGCCUCCAUUCUCUUUUUAAGUUGGUGUUAAUCAACAGUGCGAAAAUUUUAGACAUUUUUCAAAACAACUUGACUGAGUGGUCGAUCGAGCUCUACUUUAAUAAAAUGGAUCGAAACAGCAGGUAUAAGUUUUGUGUGAAGCUUGUUUGAGACUUGUCACUGCACUUUAUUUACUAUAUGAGGCCAAGAACUCAUGAAACGUUAUACGGUUAGUUCCAAAAUCGUACAUCUAUCUUAUAUCAGGUCAUAACUCGUUACGCACAAAUUUGAAUACUGAUUUCGUUCGUUGUAAUAGACGUGAACUGGUUGAUUUUUUUUUUUUGGAAAACGAAAUUUCGAAGCAAUACAUAAACAAAAAUAAAUUCUUUGCGUAAAACUAAACAAAUAUUCUAGGCAACUAUAGAUAUGAAAAAGAGAAAUAAAUAAAAUUAUUGUUAACGUACUUAAUGAUUUGAUCGCUUUUCGUAAAAACCGCUGCAGUUGUUCAUGUUGUUAAUGAAAAGUUAUAUAUACGUACUCAAUUUUAUAAAUAAAUGCAUAUGAAACUA